GUAUCGUUAAUUAAUUAUUGAGUUCCUAAAUCAGUUGGCAAUAGUUCAAAAGAAAUCUUAUAUUUAAAUACAAGCGCAUCAGAGCAUGAAGAAUAACAAUUCUAUUUUAAAUAAUUAGAUACAAUCAUUAAACAAAUUAUAGUCGACAAUUAGCCAAAUAACAUUAAUCGAUGUCCUAUAAUUUGUCAAGGAAUAAUAAAAAUAUUACAUUGGAUUCACGAUAACAAAAAAUGAGGUUGGCAAACGUAAAACACCUGUGACGAUUGUUAGUUCAAUGGAAUGUGGAAGGGAUAACAUGGCCACCGCCUGGUGACGUUCGUUCGCCGUCGCUAUAUCAAAUGCUUCCAAAAACAGCUGGUAAACAUUUAUCGGUAUAAGUUUUCACGUGAAAAAACUAGUAUUAUAUCCAGUGAGGAAUAUAAAGUACGAUGAUGAACAUGUGGAAAGUGCGGGAAUUAAUGGAUAAGGCGGGCAAUGAUGCAAGAACUGGCUCAAGCUACAUUCACAUACGAGCAAUUUCCUGAAGUAAUGUCCAUGUUGUGGAAAAGGAUGUUGCAAGAAAAUAAACGAAAUUGGCGUCGAACGUACAAGUCUCUGUUGUUGUUGAAUUAUCUAGUUCGUAAUGGAUCAGAACGAGUGGUCACAUCAUCUAGAGAACAUAUUUAUGAUCUUAGAUCUUUAGAAAAUUAUACGUGUAUUGAUGAAUUUGGUAAAGACCAAGGAAUAAAUAUUAGGCACAAAGUCAGAGAAUUAAUUGAUUUCAUUCAGGAUGAUGAUAAAUUAAGAGAAGAGAGGAAAAAAGCUAAGAAAAAUAAAGAUAAAUAUGUAGGUUUAUCAAGUGAAGCAAUGGGUGUAAGAUUUGGCGGAGGGGAUAGGUGGACAGAUAGAUUAAAAUGGGAUAAAACUAAUACAGAUACUUAUAAUGAUUGGGAUCGCGACAGUAGAGGAAAAAGUUUUGAGGAUACAAAUAAUAGUGAUGAUGGCGAGAGAGAAGAUUCCGAUAAUGAUGUUCAUCCCAGCCCAAAAAGAGGAGGAAGAGAAUACAGAGAUACAAUGGAUAGCAUAGAUCGCAUUAAUAAAACUGCUACAUCUAUAACUUCAACAAAUGUUUCACCAGCAAGAGUAACAAGAACUAUUAAAAAAGUAGAUUUAGGGGCUGCAGCAAAUUAUGGAAGAGAACAAUCUAAUAAUGGUAUAUCUGGAUCAAAAAAUAAUUCUUUAUCUACUAAACACAAGAAUAAAAAUGAUAUUUUAAAUGAUAUUUUUGAUUCUCAAAAUGAGAACAAUACCAAAUCGAUUGUUGUUGAUGAUGAUGAUAAUGAUGAUGAUUUUAAUCCAAGAGCAAAUACUCAAUCUAAUGUACAAACUCAGAAUGCAAAUACAGAUUUUGGAGAUUUUACUAGUGCAUUUGGAAAUCCUGCAAUAAAAACGAAAGAUAGCAAUGAUGAAUUUGCAGAUUUUACAUCAGCUUUUAACUCUUCUGUUACAAUAUCUAAUCCCCCAAUGCAGCCACAACUGCCACAGACACAAGUUAAUCUAGUAGGCACAACAAUACUAAAUAUUAAUUCAAUAACAGAUAAUGUAAAUAAUCCGAUGUUUAUCAAUGCCCAACCAUUAAAUACGUCUUCUUUUACAACUAUGCCUCCUACAAAUACAGUUUCUCAAAAUCCUAAUAUGAGUAGUAAUCUGUUUGAUACUUUACAACCACCCAAUGAUCAGCAAUCAUUGAACAAUAAUACAGAUCUUUUAUCAGAUUUAGAUAGCUUAAAUUCUUUGAGUACUGGAUCUAUGGAUAGGCGAGUAAACAAUACCAAUAAUACUAAUUUGUUUUUGAAUAUGAGUUCAACAUCUGCCACAACUAGCCAUGGAGCAACCAAGGUGGAAAAAAGCAUCACUUCAGCUGAAAAUCUUUCAAAAUAUGCUGCAAUUCGACUUUUGGAAGAAUUAUGUUCCAUGGGUCCUAUCAAAAGUUAUAAUAGCUUGGAAAAGCUGAAAUUAUAUAUUUCUGAAUACGUUAAAUUCUUACCAGGUCCACUUACUCCACAAAAAUACUGUAAUCUUGAUUUUAAUUUAGAAAGUGAUUCUAUGUUACAUGGAAAAAUUUUAGAAGAAAUUAUCAAAAAAUUCGAUCAUAAUUGGCCAUUACAAGGAAAUAUUUUAGAUCCAAUAGUUCACCAAUUGAUGAUUAUUGAUGGUGCUACAUUACCAAUAUUAGCUGAAUCUCUAACUGUUUUAGUUUUUGCUUUGAAAGAAACAGAAAAUGAGAGAAAAAUUUUUGCUAUUUCGAUAAUUUUGGAACAGUUAGUGAAAAGUGAUUCUUUGUUUUCCGUAAUAGCAAAUGCAUGCAAAUGUCGAUUUGAAAAUGUAAUGCAAGAAGAAGAAUUUAAUGAAACAUGGCAAAAAACGGUGCAAAUUAUAAUCUCGUAUUUUAAAAUUAUCAGUUUCCAUCUUGCUCAUGCAAUAUCUUUUAUAAAUAUUGGAUUACAUUACAAUAUUAAGGUAGAACUAAAAUUGCUUUCAGUUUUAAUUAAGUGGUGUUUUGAAAAUAAAAAUAAUGAACGAAAUUUAAUUCAGAAUAUAUUAGAAAUCUUAGAUACACGAAGUAUAGAGCCACUAGCUGUAUUAUUUUUGAAACAUUGUGAUGUAAAUCUUGGAGUUUAUGAAAUUUUUGGUAAAGUGUUGUUAAAUUCAAAUUGGAAAUAUACAUUAACAACGAAAAUACCUUUAAUGUGUUAUUAUAAUGAUGAUAGUUUAGUAAUAAAUUUAAUCUCAUAUUUAGCACAAUUUUUAGAUAAAAAUCGUAUCUUGAUCGAAUUAUUCACGAAACUUUUAGAUGUGUGGAGUAAUAAAAGUGCUUUAAAUCAUACCUCCGUAGAACAACACAAGAAUGAUAAAGAUACUAUUCAGAGAUUACUAUUCUCUGGUAUAUCUAUCCAUCUCGAAUCUACACAUAUUAUUUUAAGAGCGAUAGGAAUGUCUGUUGGUGAAAUUUUCAUUGAUGAAUUAUCUGAAUCAAAAUCUGUACCAAAGCUUUCUUUUGAAUAUAAUAUUAUGUCUAAUGAAGUAAUGGAUUUAGUACAAUCUUUAAAAAACUUAGCUUUAAAACCAACUGUCUUAAGAGAAAAGAAAGAAGAUAUUAAAAGAAACGAACUAAUUUUUAAAGAUAUUGAAUUUAAUACAUUGGGUGACAAAAAAUUGUAUGAAUUAGGCGUUGAAUGUAAUCUUUUAUCUAAGAUAAGUGUAAAAAUAAAAGAUGAUAAUAAAGACGAACAAAACAUAGCAAAAUUAAAGGAAUCAACUAUGUUGGAUAAAGAAAUUUUAGAAAAUAAUAUAGACAAGAAUAAUAUCAAAAGUGAUUCGGAACUGGAUAGUGACGAUGAUUUAAUAUCAUAUGAUAUGUCUCACGAUACAAAAGUCAGUGAAAAAUUACGACCAGCGUAUCUACGGGAUUUACGUGAUAAUUUAGUAAAUGAAAAAAAUUCUUCAGACCCAAAUAUUAUUUCAGAAUCUUUAGAAAUUUGUGAAAGAUUGAUAUUAUCACAAUUACCAGGUGAUGACAUAUCUUUUGCAAUUGAAUUACUAGAACUUCUUGUUACACUUAAAGAAUCCUGUUAUGUAGAAAAUUUUGAAGUAUUAACAUUUAAAGCUUGUGUAGCUAUAGUAACUGUCUAUCCCAAAGAAUGUGCUGAAUUUUUAUGCAGACAGUUUUAUUUAGAAGUAGAUAAAUAUUCUGUAAGUCAACGAUUAUUUUUUCUUGAUAUAUUAGCAGAAUCAGCAAGAAGAUUAUCGACUAUUUCAAUUCACGAAAAUAAAGAAGAUACAAUUAACGAACUUAAAAUAAAACGAAGAACAAGAGAAAUUUCAAAUAAAGUGUCGCUUCUUAUUAAUACUGAGAAAAGUCAACAAUACAGAAUACUGUACAGUGAUGACUUUGAUGAAUUUGAAAAGUCGGAAGAUAAAAUAGAAAAUUGGCAGGAAAUCGUUGAGAAAAGAAUUGAAUUAAAUACAAGAAGAUACGCACAUAGCACAAAAGCACCUAAAACAUUUAAAAAUAAAUUUGGAAAUGUCGUGUCUUCAUUUUUUUAUCCAUUGCUUUAUGGUUUUGGCAAACAAGAUACUUGUUUGAAUAGUGGAUUACAAAUUUUCACAGAUCAAGAAAAUAUUUUAUUAAUUCGGUUUUUGAAAACUUUAUCUACAAUAAUGAUAGCAGCACAGAAUUGUUUACUAGCUCCCAAAAUGGGAAAAGAAAUUUUAGAAUUAUCGUGGAUUUUGAGAUACCAUGAUGAAGCAAAAGUUAGAAUAGCAGUGAUAGAAAAUAUUGCAGCUGUAGUUAUUGCAAUACCAAAGCAUACAAUUGUAAAUGAAUUAUUUGAAACUAUUAUGGAAAUAAGACUGUGGCUUUUAGAUCUAUCUCAGAAUGUAAUCAAUGGUGAUCAUGACAAAGAAUGUAGAAAUUUAGGUGCCUCUGUAGUGUCUCUGAUUGAGUCUAUUAUAGGAACAAUUGGAUUAUCGCCAGUUACAAAUCUUCUUACUCCUACAUCUACUAAUUCCAAAAAUCAAACAUCCAGUAAUACAAAUAUACAAAUUGGUUCUACGUGGGCUGGUUCAGGAUUAAAUAUAGAUCUUGAUAAUAUAAUGGGAAGUAAAGUUAAACAUGCAGGACCUGCACCAACAAUGAAUCAAUUAGCAAGCAAUAGUCCACAACAUCAGCAACACCAAUGAGAUAUACAUCAUCAAUGAUUCAACCACAACAACAGCAACAGCAACAUUUAAAUCCAGCAUUUUUCCCUGCAUUUCAAUGAAACAUUUUUAAUAAAUAAAAGCUAAUAUUAGCAAAAAUAGAAAACAUAAACGAAAUAACUUGGAACUAAAAACCAAGGCUUGUUGUAAACAAUCUAUUUAUUUAAUAAAAAUGGAGAUAAAUUUUCUAUUUUCUGGGCAAUGCUGUCUAAUUAUACAGGGUGCAACUGUAAACAAUUGCUAUUAUAAAUGUCAGAACAAAAUGAUCAAUGAAAUAUAUAUUGCAUAAUUAUGUGUUCACAAACAGUUAAAAAAAAUUUUUCAAUUUUUGGAUUUUAUAUAUUUUAAGUUGAAUAAUUUGCUGAUGUUUUAUGAUAUGAAUUUUGUUACAAUUAUUUUAUUUAAAAAUGUAAUAAAAUUGCAAUUUAUUAAAAACUAAGUUGCAUAUAAUCAUAAUGAAUGCUAAGUAAAGUACUUGAUUAAUUUAACAUUCUGAACAGCUGCAUAGAUAUAUUUGUUAAACUAAUAAUUCUAGAUAAAAUGCGUUCCCAAAUAACAUUCUAUAAUACGAAUGUUAUACUUUUUUUGAUGAAUAUUUGUUAUUUGAAAAUCAUGUGGGAACAAAUCAGGUAAAUUUGUCUUAAAUCUUUUAUAUAUAAUGUAAAUUGAAUGAAUCAAGAUUAUGCCUUACAUGUAUAAUAUAUUAUAAGUAAUAUAUGCAUGAAAGUGAGUUAUAGAUACUCGGGAAAAAGAUGUAGUAUACUACUUUUAUUUACUAUUUGAUAUAAGGCAUUUUGUUUAAUGUUAUUCAAAUUUUUAAAAAAUAGAGAAUGUUUUUACAGGGGUUGAAUAUAGAAAAUAAAACUACUGCAGACUUUAGAAGACCGCAUUUACAUUAACGAUUUAAAAUGUAAGAAUGGUUUCACUUUUCUAUUCUAACUAUAAUUAUUUGAUAAUUGAUACUAUUCGUCUAUAAAAAACAGAAAGAUGCAAUAAUAUUACUAAUAAUAAGUGCUUCCCUACUACAGUUAGUUUUGCACUAGAGAAAAAAUGAUAUAAAAUUAGUAUUAAAAUAAAAAAAAGUAUAUAAUGCAGGAUACAAGAUUUUAUUAUUUCUAAAACAAGCACAGAAGCACAAAUCAGCGCAAUGGGACAUUUUUGGUGUUUCAAAAACGCUUCACUCAGCAUGGUGAUUUAAUAAUAUUAUAUGUUUAUGAUUUAUUGUAAAAUAUUUAACUUCGUAGUUAUGUAAUUAUAUAGUUAUAAAAAAUUCAUCUUUGUGAUUGAAUAAUGAUAUUCUACAAUUUUUGUAAGAUAGAUGACAAAAGGAAAAAUGAAGUAGCAUUUCCUUAGUUCUUUAUUACUAAUAAUGAAGAAAUGCAUAUCUUUUAAGAUAAUUGUUUAUGGGAUUCUUAAGAAAAAAAAUUAUUAAUAAUUAGACAUUAAUUAAUAUAUUAUUAAGUUCUGUUUAAUUUUAUGUGUACUGUUUAUUCUCAGUAAUAGCUUUGCUGCAUGAUACUGAAAUAUAUCUUAGAUAUAUCUUAGAUAACUGAAAUAUAUCUUAGAUAACUUGUUGUAGAAUGUUUAGAUAUUAAAAUAUUUAUUCGUGAGAAAAUGUUGGAAAAAUUGUUUGCAUGCUAUAUUUGUUAGUUUUAUUUACUAUUACAUAUAUGUGAUGUGUUUUACACAUAUAUUUGUAGUAAAAUUUUACUUUAAUAUAGUAAAUAUAAUCCGUUAUUUAUUGAAUAAUAGAAAUUAAAUUUAUAAAAUAUUUCAGAAUUUGCAGCAAAGUUGAAAUUUAUAUUUACACAUUUUCUUGGAUGAAUGAUUUAGAUAAUCUAUUGCUUAUAUAAUAUUCUAUAUAUUAAUAUCCAUAGAACAGGUGCCCUAAAUUUAUUCUAUGUGGUUGAAAGUAGUGUUAUGUCUGUAUUAAAAUUUUAUCAUUGUGUUAUCAAAUUUUGUUCAAAUCAUCUCACAAAGUUGAUGUGAAAUUAACAGGCUUCUAUGCGAGUAUCAGAGACUGAAUCUUGUAAGGGAAAAAUAAUCCUUUACAUUUUCCAUUAUUUGAGUAUUUUAUAAAGUGUACUAUUUGGUGUAGAUGGGAAUAUAUUUUUAAAGUAUUAAGAUAUAUAUACAUAAUAUGUAUAUGUUAGUAUAUACAUAUAUGUAUGUAUUAUUAUACAAAUAUAAACAAGCAUAGUCAAUAUAAAUAAAAACGGUUUCAUUAUCACUUGAACCGUGUGAGAGGCAUGAUUACAAUCUAGAAUUACAGAGGCCUUUAUAAAGUCAAGGUAAAAAUGAUGAAGAUUAUGGAAGAUUAUGGAACCUUUUUUUUGUUAGUAAAUAAGUUUUAUAAAUUUUUAUACAAAAUAUUGAAAAAUAAUUGUAUAUCCAAAAAGUUUUAUUAAUUCUAAAUUUGAAACAAAUAGAAAUCAUCAUUUUAAAUCAUUUUAUUAAAGUACACGUUAUUAAUUCCUAUUUAAGUAUGUAUUAUAUUUUUAUGAUAUUUUCGCGCGAUGAUAUUGUUCAUUGUACGCUUUAUGGAUAUAACUUAAUAACAAUUAAUUACAUUGUUCAUUACAAAUAAAAUUGUAUAAAAUUUGUAAUGUGCUGCUAUACAUGUGUAUGAAAUGAAUUACAAUUAUCGGCUAGUCUAAACUAACUUGAAGAAAAAAUUUGUAUUGUUAGAUAUUAUACACACAUGUAUAUCUAAAUUGCAUUUAUUACAAAAAAACCUUUCAAAAUAAGAAGUAACAAAUUAAAAUUAUUAAGCAAUAUGUAAGUACACGUACGGGUACAUAUCAAUAUUAAUCGCGCAUUUAAACUGCACGGCUAUUUAUAUAUGCCUUAUAAUUUUAUGUAAAGAUAUUACAGACUUGGAAAAUUAUUGUUCCUCUGAUGAAGUGUAUUACGUCGUUUAUCGGUAUAUAUGUGCGAAUGAUAACCAGUUACAGCUAAUUCGUCGAUUUUUGACUGAAUAUUGUUUACAGUAGUCACGGUAAUUGUAAUUGUUGAUUUCGGUAUUUAUACUUACAUCACAGGUUUAUCGUUAUUAAAUGCUCAUUGGUGCUGGUGUUAAUAUGAAUUGUUAACUAUUUUUUUUUAUUUUUUAAUUCUUAACAUGAUAUACCUUUCCCCAUAUUUGAAUUGCCCAAUUUAUUAUCCUGUCCAAUUUAACAUUUAAUUAAUUACAAUUCUAUUUUAUUCUAAAUUACAAUUUUAUUUAUUUCUGAUAUAAAAUAUUGGUAUAAAAUUUAAUUUUAAUUUUAUAUUUUUC
Molecule: messenger RNA, 8017 nt
Organism: Heterotrigona itama
Lineage: Eukaryota; Metazoa; Arthropoda; Insecta; Hymenoptera; Apidae
Source: the annotation of a GenBank genome assembly